CUUCACUCUCACCCCCACACUUCAUUUCUUUAUCAGCUUCUCUCUAUAUAACAAUCUCUCACACUCUCUUCUUCCAGCUACCCAUUUCUGCUCUUCUCUGCUGUUUCUGAUCUCUACUGCAAUGGAACAAAUAUCUGCCGACGCCCAUCAAGCUUCUCCUUCACGAUAUCGCGGCAUUCGCCAGCGAAAAUGGGGGAAAUGGGUGUCUGAAAUAAGGGAACCUGGGAAGAAAACGCGCAUUUGGCUUGGAAGUUAUGAGUUGCCGGAGAUGGCUGCUGCUGCUUAUGAUGUUGCUGCAUUGCAUCUCCGAGGACCUGGAGUUCACCUAAAUUUUCCUGAACUUGUUGAUAGUUUUCCUAGGCCUAAGAGUUCUAGAGCUGAGGAUGUGCAAAUGGCAGCUCAAGAGGCUGCUUUGUGGUUUAGAAAUACAAGGUCAAUGAUGAGAUGUUCAGAGAUGGUCGAUGGUUCUAGUGGUGGUGGAAGUGAUGGUGGCUGCGGUGGUGGUUUGGGACCUGUAAGGACUGGUCUUUCGCCGAGUCAGAUUCAAGCUAUUAAUGAAACCCCGUUGGAUUCACCCAAGAUGUGGAUGGAGUUGGCUGGAGCUUUGCUGCUUGGAGAGCCCAUGGUUUUUGGAGAUGAUGAUUUUGAAUUCAAUGAGUUUGAGGAAAUUCAAGAUGCCUUACCAAUUUGGGAUUAUUAAUUUUAACACAUACAAAUUAUUCAAAAAAAAAAAUUAACAAUUUAUUGCAAAAUUUUCCUUUCUGUUUUAUUAAAGGAAAAUGAAUUCUCAUAUAAUAAUGUUUUAAUUCUUUGUUAAGAAAGAAUUACUCUUCACAAUUAUUGAUGUAUCAAUUUGCAAUUUAGUAGAAUAUUCAAGA
Molecule: messenger RNA, 878 nt
Organism: Manihot esculenta (cassava)
Lineage: Eukaryota; Viridiplantae; Streptophyta; Magnoliopsida; Malpighiales; Euphorbiaceae
Product: ethylene-responsive transcription factor ERF022
Exons: 1
Coding region: 122-700 (192 amino acids)
Biological process (GO): regulation of DNA-templated transcription
Molecular function (GO): DNA binding; DNA-binding transcription factor activity
Source: RefSeq, a predicted model, not a curated record